Molecule: messenger RNA, 1043 nt
Organism: Rotaria socialis
Lineage: Eukaryota; Metazoa; Rotifera; Eurotatoria; Philodinida; Philodinidae
Source: the annotation of a GenBank genome assembly
AAGAAUUAAGAAAAUUAUUAGACGAUGUGAAUACAUGGCAUCCAAAUAUUAAAUUAGACUAUAAAAUUGGUAAUAGUCUUCCAUUUCUUGAUGUACAACUUACAAAUAAUAAUGGCAUACUCUCAACAUGUGUCUAUCAUAAACCUGCAGCUGAACCAUAUGUUACACCAUUUACAUCUGAUCAUCCUCGACAUGUUUUUUCAAAUAUUAUCAAAUCUUUUAUUGAACGUGCAACAAAAUAUUCAUCAACAUUCGAAGCAUUUAAUUAUGAGCGACCUUCCAUUAAAUUGAUGUUACUAUACAAUGAAUACCCAUCAACAUUUAUUGAAAAUGAGUUUCACAAAUAUUUUUCGGAAUAUAUAUCAAAACCACCAUUUCUACCAUUAAUUGAUGACGAACGGAAAUAUUUUCUUAUGCGAAAACAAAUCUUAGGUCAACCAACACCUCGGCAAACACAAGUGGCAAUGAGUGCAGCAUUGGCUGACAUUGACAACGAUCCACUAGAUGAUGAUGAGAGACAACAACCAAACCCAGACCCAAAAAAAACUGAAGAAAAAAUCUCAAACAUUAACGAAAACUUCUUUACUCAUUAUACAUAUGAAAAACGUUUCAAAACAUGCAAACGAGAUAUGCAUCAAGUAUACCACGAUACAUUUAAAGAUACACCAGCAGUGUACACAAAAUUAAUCGUAGUCGACCGCAUCCGUCGUCAAGCACACAAUGAACUGAUACGCAAACGACCAAAUAAAACAUUAUUACAAACCACAACAAUAACCAAAAAUCAAUGUUAUGGUAGUAAACAUUGGCCAGAUACUGGUGAAAUAGAUGCGAUGGAACAAGUUGGUUUUGAUCCGAUUAGAAGUGUUUCAAGUGUUCACAUAGUACAAUUUAAUUAUAUGAAAACUUGCCAUCCAACCCAUAGUGUUACUGUGGAUGAUGCAUGUGACAAUUUGAAAGUUUAUAAUUUGGAUUGGAAUCCUGAUAAACUUCAAAUGUUUCUUGGAAAUGAACAGAAUCCAUUUGAACAACGCGUUCUGCUUUAG